Saccostrea cuccullata (small rock oyster) is the source of this 1008-nucleotide messenger RNA. RefSeq lists its product as uncharacterized. Lineage: Eukaryota; Metazoa; Mollusca; Bivalvia; Ostreida; Ostreidae. The record is from RefSeq and is a predicted model, not a curated record. Bases 1 to 933 code for a protein of 310 amino acids. The transcript has 7 exons.
AUGACUCUUGAGGUAGAUUCUCGACAGUCUUUGGUCAAGUUCAUUACAACAACCACAUCCGUUCCUCCACUGACCGUGACUCAGCUAUCAACAGCAGGUUGUCAUAAUCAUGGCGAUUGUAGUGGACACAUCUGUCCCUCUGAUAAACACCCUUACUGCAAAAUCGACAGAUAUUCUUCAACAUGUCACUGCACAGUUUGCACGGAACACAAACAUUGUUUUUGCCCUCAAGGACUGAUUGGCCAAUGUCACUUUGAUUACAUAUAUAAUUCUCACAGCUGUGUUUGUGGACUAGCACCAGAUACGACAGUUUCAACAUCAUCAAAACACACAGCUGUACCGACAACCACAUUACGAUCCACUUCUGUAUCCUCAAUGCCAACAACUAAUUCAACACCAUUCCCGAAAACAACACAACCAACCACACUUUCAAUAACGUCAACAGCAAAAUCCACUUCUAAAAUGGUAUCUACUGCAUCGUCUUCAUCUGUUUCUUCAUCAAGUUCAGCAACCUCACCAACAUCAACUUCAGCAGCUUCGACAUCAUCAACUUCAGAUCCCUCCACAAAUCCAGUUCAUGCUGCGACAACGGGAAUACGAAAGUGUCACACAUGUGGGGACGCUAACAACUCCAUUUCCUGUGACACGAGGACCAUCUACUUAGGUAACUUACAGAGCUGUGCACCAGGUGAAGACUUCUGUAUGACUGAUAUUAUCCACGACGGACACGCUUACCCAAAAACCUAUAAAAGGUGCGUCUCGGAGCAAGAGUGUCGAAACAAAUGGCUCCAUCAAUCUUCUGAUCAAGAAUAUUGUACUAACUAUGGGAAUGUGCUUAUGUCUGGACAAUACAGCUGCCAUUUUUGUUGUGUAUCGGACGGGUGCAAUGCUGGACAGGUUCCGGAUAAGUCAACUUUUUAUACUAAAGCAUAAAAAGUCGAUGAAAACUAUCUUUUCUUGUUCCUUUAAACUAUUGCAGAAAAUAAAACUGAUUGAAAUAUAUUGAAA